Molecule: messenger RNA, 8608 nt
Organism: Solenopsis invicta (red fire ant)
Lineage: Eukaryota; Metazoa; Arthropoda; Insecta; Hymenoptera; Formicidae
Gene: IRSp53
Product: trichohyalin
Exons: 16
Coding region: 1883-6022 (1379 amino acids)
Biological process (GO): actin filament bundle assembly; actin crosslink formation; plasma membrane organization
Cellular component (GO): cytosol; nucleoplasm
Molecular function (GO): protein binding
Source: RefSeq, a predicted model, not a curated record
CACGUAGGCACACAUGAAAAUCUCUUCACAUAGACUCAAUGGAGGCGAUCGACUCGUUCGGUAUUCGCGGUAUUUAUUGCGCGGAUAACACCCUCGAGCGAAUGUGUGCCCGCGAAAGCUCUGUUUGGAGCGACGCGAAAAGUAUACAACGCCGCCCUUGACGAAGGAGUACGUUCGCUUCUAUAUACAUCAUCACUCGUAUCGAGAUCGCUAUUCUACAUUCGCCACCCUCGCCAUCAUAUUUCAUCGUCAGCACAAUUCAAAUUUGUAACGGGCGAAUCACACGUACGCAUAUUACCGAUAGAGCUAAAACCCAUAUUUAUGGCAGCACUGGCAGCGGCAGUGUUCCCCUAGAGCUACGGCCGUUACGUAAUAGAGAUCUGGCAGUACUGCGUCGCUACGACCGCUCGGCCGGUUCCGUCGCUGCUCGGCGUCAGUCGGCGAGCCGCUGCGCACGCAGUGCCGCUUGGUCACCCCCCUCCCACCACCGGCUCAUCCCCGGGACAGUCGCUGCUGCUGGCACAGCUAGUGGCGCCGCCGCUACCGCCAUGUUACUUUUCGCUUUCCGGCGCCCGGUUGGUUGCUUCUCGCGUACUCCAAAUCCGAAUUGUGCGUAAAUACGGUGUUCAGAGUGCCGAUGUAAUAACGGACGAUUGCCUCGACACGUCGAGUCACCCAAGGUCGUGCGUACAAUGCGUGAUCGCUCGUUUACAAAGCACGGCGUCAUUUGCCUGUCGUGUUGCUUCGAGAACUUUCCCGCCCGCGUAUUCGCUCGUCGCUCGUGCAAUGGGGUACCGCGAGUGUGUCGAAUGAACCGCGCUGCUUGGUCGUCGCGCGAUUGUAUCAGAAAAUGCUCGAACAGGAGCGAAUUCCGUCCUCUGUGCUUACGCGUGCUUUCGUUCAAAUGGCUCUCGUCACUUUUCCCGGAACACCAUGACGUCACGCGAUCUCGGUUGUCCUUGUCGCUGCCAUGUUGAUUUUCGUUUCGUCGCCGGUUGGACACGCUCCGAGCUUUGCCCGUGCUCCAAAUCGGAAGGGUGCGUAAAUACGGUGUUCAGAGUGCCGAUGUAAUAACGGACGAUUGCCUCGAUACGUCGAGUCACCCAAGAUCGUGCGUACAAUGCGUGAUCGCUCGUUUACGAAGCGCGGCGUCGUUUGUCUGUCUCGUCUUCGGGAACUUUCCCGCCCGCGUAUUCGCUCGUCGCUCGUGCAAUGGGGUACCGCGAGUGUGUCGAGUGAACCGCGCUGCUUGGUCGUCGCGCGAUUGUAUCAGAAAAUGCUCGAGCAGGAGCGAAUUCCGUCCUCUGUGUUUACGCGUGCUUUCAUUCAAACGGCUCUCGCCACUUCUCCCGGGAUACCGCUACGUGACGUCAUGCACCCUCUCGGUUGUCCUUGUUCUUGUCGCGGCCAUGUUGAUAUUUUUGAGUUGAUUUUUGUUUCGUUGCCGGUCAGACACGCUCCGUGCUUUUCGCGUGAUUUAAAUCUGAAGUGUCGAAAGUUCUUUACGCAGUAUUUAGUACAAGCUAAACUCUCGCCCGCGUAUCGCGUUCAUUUUAUUCGCAUUCAUAUGUCAUGUUCGCGUAAUGAGUGCGGGAAUACGAAAUUGAGUACCGGAUGGUCGUUAUUGCUGUGCAACUGCGAAGCAAGUUUUCUCCAAGUGCAACUAAAGCAGAUCUUUCCAUUACAUUCUUUGGCCAGUCGUCUGUAAUCAUACUUUGUUAGUGUAAAUGAUAAAGAAUUGGAAAUGUGAAAGAGUGCGCGAUUAUAUCGAACGUGCAUCACGAUCGAGUACAGGAAAGCGGGACGGCCACGUGAGAUCCGGUCUCGGGAGGACGGAAAAAUAUGAGCAUCUUGUGAAGCCGGAAAAAGCGGAGUUUUCAUCAUGGAAACCGAGGAACUCACCAGGCUCGUCGACGAGAUCUACAAGAACAUCUUGGAUAAGUUCAAUCCUGGCGCAAGGCAGCUGAUCAACGCAGGCAAGGCGUACCUGAAGGCUCUUCACGGAGCUGCGGCGGCGUCGCGAGUUUACGUCGACGCUUUGUCCCGAUUAGCCCGUCAAGCCCAGCUGGGAACAUGGGGCGGUUCGAAGGAUGUGGGAUUCGCGCUGAUGAGAAUCGUCGAGGUGUACAAGGAAAUACAGGAACAGGAGAUGAACAUAUUAAAAGCAUUCUACGUGGAUUUGCUGGUGCCCCUGGAGACCAACCUGGAGAAGGACACGAAAGUCGUCCAGAGCGAGCAAAAGAAGUUUCUUCAGCAGCACAAGACCAGAUCCGAGACGUACAGCAAGGCGGCCGCGACCAUGAAGAAGCAGAGAAAGAAGUCCAGGGCGGCCAACAAGAGCGGCCUCGCCAUGGACAAGGAGCUCAAGAACAUGCAGAUCCUCGAGGAGGAGAAAACCAAGCUUGACGCCUUCUGCGAGCAGAGCCUGAAAAAUGCGAUGACUCAGGAGAGACGGCGAUACGGUUUCGUGCUGGAGCGACAAUGCUCCUUGGCGAAGCACUAUGCGAGUUUUCAUGAGGUUGCACUGGCCGCGCUUCAUCCCUCGGUUGAUAAAUGGCGCGAGGUUGCCGCCACCAGAGAAUACUUGCCCCAGUCAGUGGAGGACAUGUUCGCUUCCAGACUCAGGCAAACGUCGUUCUGGCCGGAGGACGAGGAGAACGGUGGUUCGGAGCUGACGACGAUGAGCUCGCAAUUACGGAAGACCCGUAGCAUGGACAGCUCGUGCCUGGAGCUGCGGCUGGGCCCACUACCCGGAAACUCGCAGUCGUCCAGCGGCCACCUCGGUCCAGCGCACCAUCUCCCCGCCGCCCUCGCCAGAGCGAGGUCGGAGGCCAAUCUGCACGCCUCGACAUUAUCCCUCGGUCCCGAGGUUCCAGAGACCCCACCCCGACCUCGAUCCAUGGCACCCCCGACGUCCCGCAGCAGUGCGAGUGGCACCGGAGUCGGCGCCGGCGGUUGGGGGGACGCCCCCCUCGCCAGGGCUCUCUUCGCUUAUCUCAGCUCGGGGGAGAAUCAGCUGAGCUUUCUGGAGGGUGAUCUCAUCGCGCUGAUGGGAGACCGUCAGAAGGGAUGGCAAUUUGGCGAAAAUCUGCGCACUCAAAGCACGGGAUGGUUUCCCUUGGCGUACACUGAAAUUAUAAUCGACGACACUUUGGGAAUAAGGCGGAUGAGUUUGAGAUCGCCGAGUCAUGUAGCGAGCAACGGUAGGACUCCGGAGCCGCAGGUCAUACCGCCGUGCAAGCCGCCGCCCUCUCGACCGCCGAUCACGCCGGCGAGUAUCGACGAACCAUCCGGUGGAACCCCUGGCGCCGGUAGCAGCUCCGCCAACAACGGCACCAAUAUCAACAGCAAUAACAACAGCGGUAGCAACGUCGGCACGCCGACCAACACCGCGAGCGUCUUGGCGACUCCGACCGCGCGUCAAUCAAAAUCGAUCCGUCCAUCGGGCACGUUGCCCGCGGUGCUGGCCGGCGGGCGAAGGGUGCAGCCGCCCGUGCCGCCGGUACCACCACCGGCGAUGACGUCCCUCCACAGCAGCAACGACAGCGGCUUCUCCAAUGAGCCCCCGGUGCAGCCCGACGUCGAUUACAGCGACGACGAGGCGUUGAGACGGCGCCGGAAGCCGCGUAGCGGAGGAGACCGUCCUUCCCCGAAGAACGAGAAGCAGUCGAAGGACUGGGAGAAUGACUCCUGGAAAACGAUCCCACGGGACGAGAAGUCCUGGCAGCUGUAUCGCACAGCGAUGGAUCUCUGGGCGGAGUCCAAGGCCAACCAGGUAGGCGAGGAUUCGAAGAAGUACUUCGAGAUGGAGAACGGCGAUUUCGCAUUGGAGAAUGGCGAUAUAUCGAAGAAGAGGAAGAGCAAGAAGGCUGCGCAAACGUCGAACGAACGUCCCAGUCCGAAUCAGCGCACCAAGAUGACGGACGAGCAGCGGGGUGCUCCCACCGCCACUCGCCGUGGCGAUCAGCGACGCGUCGACAAGCGGACGCAGGCUGAGACCGAGGAAGACGAGCUCGAGGAGGACGAGGAGGACUUUAGCGCAGAAUACCGUAACAGCAGCAACAACAACAACAAGUUCUACGCGGAUAAUCAGGAGACUCAACAGGAGCGAAGAAGGGGGAGAGGAGGAGGAGGAGGAGGAGAAGGUAAUUUCGAAGCGGAGAAAUACGCCAAGUCUACGAGCUCGUCGUCCGAUUCCGACGACGAGAGCACCAUCACCAUACCGGAGCCGGGUCGUAAGGUCGAGCAUAUAGCGCAGAAGCUCGAGCAGACCGCGCAGAAGUACGCGCGCGAGCACAGCCCGCCCAAGUUCCUCGAGCGACGAGAGAGAUCCGCCGCGACCGAAUACAAGAGCCUCGAGAGAGAGACGCGCGAGGCUGCUCUCUCGCGCGAUCGUCGCGAUAGGUCCGCCACUGCUGCGGAGUACAAGAGCCUGGAGCGCGGCCAGAAGAACAUGGAGCAGGCUCGCCGCGAGGACAAGGCGCGCUUGCGAGACGACAAGCGCGCGCGGGACGACAAGCAUUCGCUCGAGCGAAGCUCCCGCGAGGACAAGUCGAGCUUCGAGCGCGCGAGAGAGGACAAGCAGAGCUUCGAGCGCUCGAGGGAGGAGAAGCAAAACUUUGAGCGCACGCGAGAGGACAAGCAGGGUUUCGUCGAACGCUCGAGGGAGGACAAGCAGGCGUUCGAUCGCUCGCGAGAGGACAAACAGAGUUUCCAGCGGUCUCGCGAGGACGCGCAGUCCUCGUACGAGCGAGCCCACGCUCGCUCCAGGAACGAGCAGGAGCGCGCGUACGUGGAGCAGCGGAAGGAGGUGAUGGGUUACGAACGUACUUUCGAGAAGAACCGCAACAGAACGGUCGAGCGACUGUCCAGUCGACGAUUCGAGCGGCCACGGCCACCGUCGCAGGAGGCUCCGGAACGACCUUCGAUGGGUCCCUAUCGGGAGCGUAGAUACUCCGACAAGGAGGAGGUGAUUUACGGGGAGAGCGGUCGAUACGGGGCAGGCUCGCUCGAGAGGGACCGCGGUUACGAGUCGAAUUUCGAGACAAAGUUGGAGAGGACGAAGGUGAUCGAGAGACACGGCUAUCACGCGAGCAUACACGAUCCGGGUCUGCAGAAGCGGACAAACGCCACGCCGAGGAUCAACGAGCGAAGUAACGGCGAUACCAAUAACAACACGCUGAAAAUCGAGCGAAAAGUCCUGCCGCGACAGUCGACUGCCAUGGGCCACCUCGUGCAAACCGGGAGAGCUUUCGACGAAUCGAAGAGCCCGAAGCUCGUGAAGAGGACCAAGUCUUUCUGGAAGUUCCGCCGAGACUCCGAGGUGCUGGAGGGUAUGGCGCUUUGGCAGCAUCGCUCGCUCGUGGACAUCCCGAAGAUGAUUCGGAAGGAGGACAAGACGGCGGAGAACGAGGAGCGACAGAGGAACUCCGACGGCGACAGCCCUAACUCGAGUCUGGGCAACAGCGAGGGCACCAUCACGAACGAACACCGGCACGAGGAGCCCAAGCCGGCCGAGAGAAGCCAUGUGCCCGACAAGACCUCCGAUUAUUUCGAGGACUUUCCGACGCCGGCGGAACGGUCUAAGAUCACGGAAAGAUCAGAGUAUCGGAUGCAACAGCAACAGCAGCAAGAGGAGCGCACGUAUUUUGUCGGUAACGUGUCGCGAAAGGCGAUUAUCGAGAAGGAACGCAGGCGUAGUCUCGAGGCGAAGCGAAACAUGAUUGUGGCCGAGCUGAAGGAGAACAACGAGAGCAAGCGGCACGAGAUGGCGCGCGGUAGGAGAAACUACGACGAGGAGGACGCGACACUGAACUUUAGCGAGACCGAGGCCUCCGAUGAGGAAUCCACGUACAGUUGCAUCGUCGUAAAGGAUCAGAGCAUACCGGAAAAGACGUUGCUACCGAGGACCAAGCUGAGAAGGGAGUCUGACCGAGAUAGAAAUAAUUGCGGACCCUGGUACGAUCUAUGGGGCACGGACGCGUCUGUCAAUAAGAAGAAAAAGAAGCAGAAGCAGCAAUAAGUGAAUGUUGCGAUUGUUGAAUGAAAAAAAAAAAUGUCGAAAUUGGACGAAUAUCGAUCUGAAAAUGAUGAAAAGUAUUUUUUGAGCAGAGAUGAGGGCAUCGAAAAGUAGAAGAUAAAAGAAAGGGAGAUUGAUGUUACGUUGGCAUGCUUGAGGAAAACGAAGAGGAGGCUUCCACUGCAUGCAAUUUUGUUUUGAUUUUUCCUCAGUUUAGGUGUAUACCGAUAAUACGCGAACGAGGAUUAACCGAUUCAAAUUUGAAUCGGCGAACGAACAUCGAUCUCUCGCAGUCGUUACCAUCUUCAUUAUUCCACCUCUCCCAAGUUACUUCAGUCCUGUUUGUUGUAAGUUUGUUUAUAGCCACCUACUCACGAGCAAGCCCAUGAAUGAUCGACUCAGCAUCUUGUUGUGAUGUGUUUGCAUUGGCUAAUCCCUUCCCGAUCCUUUGUUUCUCGUCUUCAACGAUUGGCUGUUGAUGUUGUAGGAGCUUGCAGCACCGUCGAAGAAGGCGCUCGAUACAUUUUUGCGACGACUUCUAGACAACUUAUGUCUCUUCGAAACAGAUCGAGCGACUUGACUGGAAGAUACAUCGCUAUCGUGACUCGUGUUGUUGUCCGUGUUACUACUACUGCACGCGUUAGCUUCUUUUGGUUAUCGCUGGCAUAUCGUGCAAGUCAUUUGCUAGAUAUUAUUCGCCACUUUAUUUCAAACUCUCUUGCCACUUUUUAAUUUUUUGUCCGACGCUUCGAUUGCAUUGCCAAUUGAUAUGAAGUUGCAUUUUCGUAUUUUCUGCGUACGAUGCAUUCAGAAUUUUUUCGAGAAAGUUUUUAAUGUUACUUGCACAACUAUAUUGAAAAACGAUGGCCGGGUCAAUCUUGAUCGACAUUUUUCAGAUAUAUUUGCUCACGAAUAUUUGUAGACACGUGAAUCUCGAGAGACCUAGCCAUCGUCAGAUUAAUCAAUUUCAAUCGAAUGUGCUCGUCCUACAUCAAAUAUAUUCAUCAAAAUAAACGAUUGGAUGAUAUCAACAAAAAGUCUUCAUCGUGUGCUUUUGAAGAAGGAAACCACCACGAAAUUCUUAAGCUCACGAUCGUGUUUCUGGCUGUCCAAUUAUGGACGCGUAUCUCAAGCCCCGAUUAACUACAAUUAACAACUUUCAGGACUAACAUAUUCGCGACUGUGAAGCUGCGAAAGACGAAGACUAACGACCGCUCGGCGCCAGCGCUGUCAUGAGACAAACUCUUUCCCUAGAUCGCACGUCUCGCGCGAUCCAAUAGCGAUCCCGCGACGCGAAGACGGGUGUGUCUCUCUUGUUGAACAAGUUCCUUCGUCGCGCAGCUCUCCACGCGAGACGAGAAUCGACUGCCAUGCGAUUAUCUGUCUGCGAAUUUCUCUUCAGGUGAAAAUGCGGCACUAACCCUUUCCGUAUCCACGCGCUGCAUUUAUCGUAUUUUUUCUUUUUUUUUUAAUUUCCCUCGAGUUCUGGAUCCAUGUUUAGGGCAUCAUGUGAAGCGACAUAUGGAAACAGCUCGCAGGCUUUCUGUGGCGUUAAACGAAGCAUUGACGCAGUUCUAUAGCGCCAAACGAGCAAAGGGUUAGCAUCAUAACGUCAGUUAUUUCACGCUGUUAAUUAAAGGCUCGGUACCACAACUGCGUCAAUAGUUCUACGGUGGUAAAUAAAGGGAACGACUGUUUCAACUGGCGAAACGAGUUUUUCCAAUGUUAACUGCACGUUAACACAGUUCUACAGCGUCGAAUGAAAAGCUCAUCCAGUGAAAGUGGAUUAGGUCCGUUGUUUGUAUAAUUUUACAUAAAGUUGAACUUGAAGUAGAUCUUACGAAUUACGGACUUGCUUCAUUUUCACUUUAAAGUGUUUUAAUAGCAAGAACUAGAGCUCUUCCAAAACUCGUGUGACGAGUUCGAGAGUGAAGAGAAAUCGUUGAAACUUCUACGCAUUUAUUACUCUAUCAAUGUAUUAUAUUUAAUAUCCUCUCUAAUAUACUUAAUAUAUACUCUUUAAUAUUUGGUACUGAAAGGGUUAAUGUCUGAGAAUUUGAUAAAUUUGGAUUUUUUGUGUGCAACACGUCAUUUUGAACACGCGUUUUUAAACGUUUUUCAAUAUGCAUUUUAAAGAUAUAUAUAUAUAUAUAUAUAUAUAUAGAUAGAUAUAAAUUUAGAAUAUAUUAAAAUAAUAUAUUCCAGCGUAAUUUAGAUGCGAAACGAAAAGAAGACGUCCAGUACGGAGCGGAGGGUGUAAGGUUUUAGGACAACCAUUUUUUGUAAUUUAAAGCGCGGUAGUUAAGAAUUCAAGGAAGUCGCAAAGAGGACAAGAGAUGUUAAUAUAUUAUGAAUAAAAUAUUAUAAUUAUACACAUUAUAUAUAUAUAUAUAUAUAUAUAUAUAUAUGUAUGUAUACACACACACACACACACACACAAACGACCGCCCUUAAUCUGAUUUCGGCGCGGUAUGGGUUAGGCUAGAUUAAAAUGAAGCUGUUGUAAUAAGAAUCAUGUAUACAGGCGCAUAUACGUUAUAUAUAUAUUAUAUAUAUUAUUGUUAUUAUAUACAUCAAUUUUUUAACGUA